This is a messenger RNA of Meloidogyne enterolobii, 967 nucleotides long. The record is from the annotation of a GenBank genome assembly. NCBI's taxonomy places the organism in Eukaryota, Metazoa, Nematoda, Chromadorea, Rhabditida, Meloidogynidae.
UUCUACUCCACAACCUCCUCUACCUCCACUUCCUCCUGCCCAAAAACCUUCAACACCUCAAAAACCACCGCCUCCUACACAAAAACCUCCGCAACCUCCUCUAGCUACACAACAAGAACUUAAAUCUCCACCUCCUCAGCUUUUCCCUACACAGCCGCCUCAACAAAAAUCAACGCCUCAAAAAUUAGCGCCAAAACCUGCUACCUCUGCAAAACCGCAAGAAAUUAUUCAACCGCCAAUAAUUUCUCCUACAAAAACUCUUCCUAAAUUACCCCUACCUUCAGAAACUCUUCCUUCACUUCCUGAAGCUCUUCCAUUAAAACAGAACAAAUCAUUGGUUCAACAAAAAAUAAAAUGGACAGAUGACAUGGAGAGAGUUCUUACACAUGUAAUUGGAAAGCCCCCUACAGACUUUCAAAGAGAGAGCUAUUUACCAAUGAUUGAAGGUCUUCUGAAGAAAUACAGUUAUCUAAGGAAAGACAAGAUCGACACUACUGUACAAAAACAAAUUAUAGAUUCUAUUUCUCUGUCUUUUCACAAAGACUUUAAACGUUUUAAAUUGGAAUUCUCUCAUCCAAAUAUUAAAUAUUUAUCUUUCUCUCCUCAACUUGGCUAUGUAUUAGGUUUCGAAAAUUCAAAUAUGGUUAUGCAUAAUGAAAUCGCAAAAUAUGGAAGUGACUUGAGAGGAGGAUUCUCUAGCUUUGCUGUCUACUCCAGAGGCUUAACAGAGAAUAUGAUUGUAGGAAACUCGCUUAGCUCAUUAUUGAGGGUUGUGUCUGUCUCCGGAGCAACACCAGGAGAAUAUCAUGAAAAGAUAUAUGACUCUCCUAUUUUUAUCCGUGUACUUCCUAAAGAAAUUAAUGAAAUAGGAAUUGAAUUAAGAACAAUGGAUGGAGGAAGACUCGUCCCUUUUGCAUUUGGAACAGUGAUGAUCGUCUUAAUAUUUAAGAAAGUUAUAAAUUUUUAA